Molecule: messenger RNA, 1783 nt
Organism: Phialemonium atrogriseum
Lineage: Eukaryota; Fungi; Ascomycota; Sordariomycetes; Cephalothecales; Cephalothecaceae
Exons: 3
Coding region: 41-1519 (492 amino acids)
Source: RefSeq, a predicted model, not a curated record
CAACCCUUUAUUGCCAUACCUGCCAGCCGUUUAUGUGACCAUGUCGGCCGACGACCAAGCUUUCCUAGAUAUUCUCUCCUCAAUACCUACAGACAUCCGCAAGUACUCAGGCGAUGUCGCCGAGUACAUCGACAAGCAUGUCGAGAAGAUCUCGGAGAACCUGAGAGACUCCCUGGCCUCUUCGCGAUGGGUUCCAGAUUCUAUUCGGCCUCGGCCGCCGCCGCCAGCCCCGGUAGCCCUUGUCAUUCCUACUUCGACAUACGAGAGGGUGCAGGAUUGGGUAUCAAGGCACAAGAUCCUGACAGGGGUUAUCGUCCUGGCGACCGGGACGGUGCUUUACCGGACAUACAGGAGUAGUAGACUGGGCAAGAAGACCCGCCGCGCAAGGCGAGCUCGCAGCGGUGGACGGCUCGAGGUUGUGGUCAUCGCCGGAUCUCCCGCGCUACCCCUCACAAAGUCUCUGUCACUGGAUAUGGAGCGGAAGGGAUUCAUCGUCUUUAUCGUCUGCAACACUGUCGAGGAUGAGGCCAUGGUGCAUAGUCUAUCGCGACCUGACAUCAGGUCGCUCACGAUUGACACCACCGAUCCUCCAAGCGCUGGUUCUUCCAUCGACCGGUUUGCACAAUACCUACAAUCUCCUCAUUCCGCGGUGCCGGGAGCGAAAUCACACCAUCUCUCUCUAAAAUCAGUCAUCCUCAUACCGUCCCUAAACUACCAAACCUCCCCGAUCGCGACCAUCCCCCCCUCAAGCUUUGCCGACCUCUUCAACACCCACCUCCUCCACCCGAUCCUCACCAUCCAGGCAUUCCUUCCUCUCUUGACAGCUCGUCUCGGGUCGGGGGAGAAAACGCCCCCUAAAGUCCUCGUCUUUACGCCUUCCAUCAUCUCCUCCAUCAACCCUCCGUUCCACGCCCCCGAGGCGACCGUGUGCUCUGCUCUCUCUGCGUUCACCGAAGUCCUGGCUGCCGAGCUGCGCCCCCUCUCCAUCCCGGUCACGCACAUACAGCUAGGCACCUUUGAUUUUGCGGGUUUCACGCCGGCCGCCGGCAAUUCCCGCAGUGGAAACGGAGGCUAUAAUCACGGCGGCCUGCUCACUGGGGCGCCACAGAAUGCCGAGACUUUGACGUGGCCAGAGUCGGCUCGUCACGCCUACGGCAGGAACUUUGUGAACCAGUCGGCGUCGGCCAUCAGCGCCGGGCGGAUCCGCGGGCUCAAGGGCAGCUCUGUGCGGAACCUGCACAACGCCGUCUUCGACGUCAUCGACGGGUCCAACACGAGCGGCGUCGUGCGCAUCGGGCUGGGCGCCAGCGUCUACGGGUUCGUCGGCAAAUGGGUCCCGCGCGGGCUGGUCUCGUGGAUGAUGGGCAUCCGGAAGGUGGACGAGCUGUCGACGUGGCAGUCCAGCGCGUACAACAGCCCCCGGUCGGCAGGGAGCGACAGCGGGGAAGGAUCCCAGGACUUUGUCGCCGUGCCGCUGGAGCAGGUCGGCGAAUCACACGUGUGGAAGGAAGGCCUAUAGGUAGGUAUAUGUACGGCCGAGCAUGCAUGGAUUACGCAUCAUCAUUAUAUGGCAGGAGUUUAACGGCAUUCCCCUCCAUUCUGUAUGCAGCUCGCAGCAACCCUGGGUAAUAAUGAUAUAUGGGCAAUGAUAUGAAGUACCUUUGCAAGGACCUCUUUUCUCGUAAACGGAUUAUCACAGGAUAAGUGUUUAUUGUCUAGGGCCCUGUCAUGAACUAGCCAGCAAGAAUUCUAGUAGUAAUACAAGCCUCGCGCUCUUACCGAC